GCUAAAAACAGUUCUGCUCUAAAACGACGAUCGAUCAUGUCCUUGGCCGACUUUGAGGACAUUCGGGCGCUCGGAAGCGGUGUCUACGGCGACAUCUAUCUCUGCAACACACGCGCCACCAACGACGUCGUGUGUGUCAAGCGCAUCGCGCUCCGCGACCUCUCGCCCCCGCAGCGCGACGUGUGCUGGAACGAAGUGAGCGUCGCCGCGUCGCUUCAGCACCCGAACAUCGUCCGCCACCACGGUGCGUUUGUGGACGCCGAGACGCUGGCGAUCGUCAUGGAGUUUUGCGACGGCGGGGACCUCGCCGAGUGGCUCUACGCGCACCGCGCCGAUGCGUCCGAGGACGCGCUCCUCCUGCUGUUCGUCCAGAUGGCACUCGCAGUCCAGCACAUGCACGCUGCGAACGUCCUGCAUCGGGAUCUCAAACCCAAAAACAUUUUUGUGUUUGAAACCGGGCGUCUCGUCGUCGGUGACUUUGGGAUCGCGAAAUGCCUCGAGUCGUCGUCGAGCCUCGCAGAGACGCUGAUUGGGUCCCCGGCGUACAUGGCCCCCGAGAUUUUCGAGGGCAAGCCGUAUGGGCUCAAGGCCGAUGUGUGGGCGCUCGGGUGCAUUCUCUACGAGCUCAUGGCCGGUCGCUGCCCGUUCCGAGCGAGCUCAUACCCGGCGCUCGUGCACAAGAUAUCGGCCGGCGACUACGACGCCUUGGCGGCCACGAUGUGCCGACUGCCGACGCGGCACUUGAUCGCCGCCAUGCUCGCUCACGAUCCCAACGACCGCCCGAGCGUCGAGUCCAUUCUGACAUUGCCCUUUCUGCAGCCAAGCCUCGACGAGUACCUCGCACUCGCUCCCGGCUACUUGGUCAAGCACCCGCCCACGUGGCUGGACAUCCUUGCGCUUCAGCGGUCCACGCUCGUCCCACCGCCGAUUGCAGCGCUCGGUCUCGCUGUCGACCGCCCCGAGACGAUCGCGGGCGAUCUCAAGCAGUUCGUCAAGGCGCAACACCUCGGACAACACUCGCUCAGCGUCGACGCCCGAGCCAUUGUACAGCUUCGGGCGAGACAAACCGCCCAGCGCCAGUGCAGCAAAUCCAAACGAGGCCAAAAGUCCCCGCUGCCACUGCCUCUCUGCGACAUCCACCUCGUGGACGCGCAAAAGCAAGCGUGUCACUCUCGAGGCCGCCGACCCGCAAACCGAAGGCGCGGUCGCCACGCAAGCCAUCGACGCUGCCUCCGCCACCCCCGAUCGGCGUCAGGUCGGUGUACCCGUCGCCUCUCUCGCCGCGGAACAGCAACCAGCGAAGCCCGGUGAAGCCGCCGCCGAGCUUCCUCGUGAUUGGUACGCAGCUCACGCCGCCC
Messenger RNA from Saprolegnia parasitica CBS 223.65, 1358 nucleotides. RefSeq names its product NEK protein kinase. The transcript is spliced from 12 exons. Gene Ontology annotation, molecular function: protein kinase activity; ATP binding. Gene Ontology annotation, biological process: protein phosphorylation. The coding region runs from base 37 to 1311 and encodes 424 amino acids. NCBI's taxonomy places the organism in Eukaryota, Oomycota, Saprolegniomycetes, Saprolegniales, Saprolegniaceae. The record is from RefSeq and is a predicted model, not a curated record.